Messenger RNA from Nothoprocta perdicaria, 2186 nucleotides. RefSeq names its product PDX1 C-terminal inhibiting factor 1 (gene PCIF1). Lineage: Eukaryota; Metazoa; Chordata; Aves; Tinamiformes; Tinamidae. The transcript is spliced from 16 exons. The record is from RefSeq and is a predicted model, not a curated record. Gene Ontology annotation, molecular function: RNA polymerase II C-terminal domain binding; mRNA (2'-O-methyladenosine-N6-)-methyltransferase activity. The coding region runs from base 44 to 2170 and encodes 708 amino acids. Gene Ontology annotation, cellular component: nucleus.
CACGCGUCCCGGCAGGCAGCGCCACACCUGCAGUUGCUGAGAAAUGGCCAAUGAGAAUCACGGAAGCCCUGCGGAGGAGGCAUCUCUGAUGAGUCACUCACCUGGUACCUCCAACCAGAACCAGCCCAGCUCACCCAAACCUAUGCGGCUGGUGCAGGAUCUCCCAGAUGAGCUGGUGCAGGCUGGCUGGGAGAAGUGCUGGAGCAAGAGGGAGAAUCGCCCCUACUAUUUCAAUCGCUUCACUAACCAGUCUCUSUGGGAAAUGCCUGUUCUGGGACAGCACGAUGUCAUUUCAGACCCUCUGGGACUGAACGCGGCUCCUAUGCCGCUGGAAGGUGGAAUGAUGGAGACCUCUGUGGAGAGCAAGCAGAGGAAAAGGAGAUUCUCUGAGGAAGUUCCACCCAGUGGCAACAGYGUGAAAAAGCCCAAGGUGGAUAUUCCAGGAAAUCCAGCUGCCCAGUCGGUCCCCAUCUCUCCCAGUAUUCCAGGAACCUCUGUUCUGAAGGCAUGGUGUGUUUCGCCCGAAGAUAAACAGCAGGCAGCUCUCCUGCGGCCGUCAGAAGUAUACUGGGACCUGGAUAUUCAGACAAACGCAGUGAUUAAGCAGAAGGCACCAUCGGAAGUGCUGUCUCCACAUCCUGAGGUGGAGCUGCUUCGAUCCCAACUUAUUCUCAAGCUGCGGCAGCAUUAUCGUGAGCUCUGUCAGCAGAGAGAAGGGAUUGACCCCCCAAGGGAGUCCUUCAAUCGCUGGAUGUUGGAGAGGAAGGUSGUUGACAAAGGGACAGACCCUCUGUUACCUAGUGACUGUGAGCCAGUAGUUUCUCCCUCCAUGUUUAGAGAAAUCAUGAACGACAUUCCUAUCAGGUUAUCCAGAAUCAAGUUCCGCGAGGAAGCCAAGAGACUGCUCUUCAAGUAUGCUGAGGCUGCCAAACGGCUUAUUGAAUCCAGGAGUGCAUCACCAGACAGCAGAAAAGUGGUGAAGUGGAAUGUAGAGGACACCUUCAGCUGGCUGCGACGGGACCACUCUGCCUCUAAGGAGGACUACAUGGACCGCCUGGAGCACUUGCGCAAACAGUGUGGGCCCCAUGUGUCUGCUGCAGCAAAGGACUCUGUUGAAGGCAUCUGCAGCAAGAUUUAUUACAUAUCCCUCGAAUACGUCAAGCGGAUCCGUGAGAAGCAUCUUGCAAUCCUCAAAGAGAACAAUAUAUCUGCUGAGGUGGAAGCUCCUGAAGUGCAGGACAGACUCGUGUAUUGCUACCCGGUGAGACUGGCCAUCCCGUCGCCGCCGCUGCCCAGCGUGGAGAUGCACAUGGAGAACAACGUGGCCUGUGUGCGCUACAAGGGCGAGAUGGUCAAAGUCAGUCGCAACUACUUCAGCAAGCUGUGGCUUCUCUAUCGGUACAGUUGCAUUGAUGACUCUGGCUUUGAAAAGUUUCUGCCCAGGGUUUGGUGCCUUCUUCGUCGAUAUCAGAUGAUGUUCGGUGUUGGUCUGUAUGAAGGAACUGGCCUGCAGGGGGCACUUCCCGUGCAUGUCUUCGAGGCCCUCCACAAGCUCUUUGGAGUGAGUUUUGAAUGCUUUGCCUCGCCCCUGAAUUGCUAUUUUAAACAGUACUGUUCGGCCUUCUUGGAUACAGACGGGUAUUUUGGAUCCAGGGGCCCGUGCCUGGAUUUCUUCCCUAUAAGUGGCUCUUUUGAGGCAAAUCCUCCAUUCUGCGAGGAGCUGAUGGAUGCCAUGGUAUCUCAUUUUGAGAAACUACUGGAGACUUCCAGUGAGCCCCUCUCCUUUAUUGUCUUCAUCCCCGAGUGGAGGGACCCUCCAACACCAGCCCUGACCCGCAUGGAACAGAGCAAGUUCAAGCGGCACCAGCUCAUCCUGCCAGCCUUUGAUCACGAGUACCGCAGUGGGUCCCAGCACAUCUGCAAAAAAGAGGAGAUGUACUACAAGGCCGUGCACAACACCGCCGUGCUCUUCCUGCAGAACAGCGCGGGCUUCUCCAAGUGGGAGCCCACCCCGGAGCGGCUGCAGGAGCUUGUCGCAGCCUACAAGCACUCAGGCCGGACCCUUAGUUCCUCGAGCUCSUCUUCCUCAUCUUCAUCCUCCUCCACAGCAGACAAAGAGCGGGAGCUGGGCCGAGAGCAAAGCAGCAGCCGGGAGACUAAUCCCAACUAAUGAGCCGAGGGGGGAG